This is a messenger RNA of Coturnix japonica (Japanese quail), 8202 nucleotides long. It is a transcript of the gene CASS4, whose product is annotated as Cas scaffold protein family member 4. The record is from RefSeq and is a predicted model, not a curated record. NCBI's taxonomy places the organism in Eukaryota, Metazoa, Chordata, Aves, Galliformes, Phasianidae. Gene Ontology annotation, molecular function: protein binding. Gene Ontology annotation, biological process: cell migration; cell surface receptor protein tyrosine kinase signaling pathway. Gene Ontology annotation, cellular component: plasma membrane; cytoplasm.
AACUUGCAGUGUUUAAUGUUUCAUUUCUGUUCUUUUAAAGAGCAAUUUAAUAUUCUUAAACAAUACUGCAGUACAGAACAAAUGUGUUAGACAUAGCAGUUCUCUGCAUCAAAUGCCUAAACCUUUAUCUCAUGCCUCCCAUGCAUCUAAUGGCUUCUGCUGGCUUUUUUGGUGAAGGAACAAGGAGAACUGGAGCUUGGUGGGAGGGAAAAGGGAAGUCAUGGCACAGUCGUUAACCCAUGCUGCACUGCUCAGCAAAGCAGCCCUGUGGUACCAGCCCCAGUUGGCUAAAGGGAGCAGUGGUAGUUCUUUAUUAAACUGAAGUGUUCCUUCCAAUUCUGGUAACACAGCUGUCUAGAACUCGUUUGCUGUGGACCUUUGGGCUCUUCCGUUUUCAAAGCAGUAUUUAGUAUAUUAAACCAGUGCUGAAGUUGUUAAGUUAGCAAUGUUCUUGCUUUCACUUCAAGAUUCCUUAAUUCUUUGCAAGCUCGGUUUGCUUGUUUUGGUCUUGAAACACAGAAGUGGAGAUGCAAUGUGUUAAGAAGGAAACAUCCUGAAAUGAGCUCCUCUGUUUUUGUCUUAGCAGAACUUCAGUGAGAGACGAUGCUGCAGAGAGAGAGAACAGAGUGGCACUUGGCUGCAGGACGUUCAUGUUGAUUUGAUUAAAAGAGUUUGAUUUCAGGAGGUAUUUACAAAAAGCGGCCUUGCUUUUCCCAGCAAAAAUCAAGUUAUUGACUAAGUUCGUUACUGUGCUUUGUUACUUGACAAAUCCAAGGGCUUUGGAGCGAAGUGGUUCAGGGAGCAGCUUGUAAUCUAGCAUGGCAAGAUAUCAAAAGCAAAACCAUUUUGUUUAGGCUUCAGGUUGAGUAAGAUGGAUUCUGCCUGAAGUAAAAAUGUUUGUAUGCGGGGUAUAAUUGUAUAAAAAGGCUCAAGGCCUGAAUUGAACUUGAGUUCAGGGAGCUUCUGAACAACUGAACCAAAAGCAGGGAAGUCAGGUCUGAGUGAAAAGUUCAGAGUCAGUGAGGAGAUGGGCACGGUUGGGACAGAUAAUCAAUCUCUACCUGUUUCUGUUCCCCUUCCCUAACACGGGUGGAAUGUUUUUACUCAAGUUUCAGAACAUUGAAGUUGACCAGGUAAAUUGAGCCUGGCCCUUACAGAACCGGUCUUGCCUGCAAAUGGGCACAUUCAGAAGUGUCUCCAGGGCAAUGACCUUCAGAAAGAUGCUGUUUGUUGGUGCCUUGCUGCUCUUAAAAUUCUCUGUUAGUGAAGCUGGGGAGAAGAAAACCCAACUCUGCUCGAUAUUUGGAAUGCUCCUUCUAAGAGCAUUCUAUGGUAAAGGAAAGGAUGCUGCCAUAGAACCACUCUGCUCUGCCUGGCACAGGGCAGGAUGCUGUCUCUGAGUGCAACAGGCUCAGGGCAAUGAGGAGUCAUCCGCAUAGAAUUCAUCCUCACGUAUGGUAAUACUUAGGGUUUUCUCAAAGCCACUUUUAUGUAUCAACAAAAAUGAUAAUGCUGCUGAAAAUACUGAGACAGCCUUGAAAGGCAUGAAAAGUUGGCUUAGGAAUCCUGAACUGGUACGAUUGUGGCAGCCUUCUUCCUAUCGAGGGCUGUGCAGCCUCUUGUGGUGUGAAGUUUUCUUGUGUUUGUUACACUUCUAAACAGAGAAAUACGGGAACAGGCAGCAGAAAAGGAGGGUGACACUUGUGGCUGUGGUUAAUUGCAGCAAGCUGGUGACAGUUCAAGGACAAUUCCGCUUGCGGACAGACUCAGUUCUCGAUGCUCGUAGGGUUUCCCUGCUUUGUUUUGUUUUGUUUUCCACCUUAUCUGCUGUUGCAGAUGCUGUAUUUCAUGAGAACUGCCUGCACGCGUUGCUGGGUGCUGUAAGGGCAGGGCUGGCAGAGCUGCGGGUCCUACACACAGUGACUGCACAGCGCCAGGGCUCGGCAGCACCUCUGCACCGCUCUGAGUGCUGCUGCUGGUGUGAGCAUGAGAAGCAGCCACACUGCAAAGGUACGUUGCUUUGGGUUGUCUGAAUGUGGCACAGAAGUGAAAAGGUUCUAGGGCAGGGUUUGAUGGUUGGGCUCAGCAUCAGGCUUGGUGAUGCUGGAGGUGUUGGAUGCUCUCAUCCUGGGCAGGGAUGCGUUGUACUGACUGUGCUUUUAUUGUGUGACAGUUCAUUAAUGGGGAAAAUGUUGUCAUGAGGGGAGCUCCAAACAAAGCAGUAAUGACUGCCUGUGAAUAAACACAAGUGAAACAAUGGAUAGACAACCUCGAGGCUGCCCUGCUUUGCUGCUCUGUGAUAACGCUGUGCACGCUGUAUGUUGUCAGAAUCGUAUGGGGAGCCCCAGUCAUCUUAUUGCAGAUAAAUUCCCGAUGUAACAACAAAGCAGAAACAGAUUUAAACUGCUCUCUUUGGUUUCAGUUUUUAGAAGGAAGCAAUCUGCAAGGUUUGCCACGUGUCUUUGUGUAUUCACGUUGUCCUAAUGUGUUUUUAAUAGACACAGAUAAAAGAGCUUGCUGCUGUACAGUCAGAGGACUGAAGUCUUAAUUCUUUAUUCAGUGCUUUGAUCAUCCGACCAUCUGCAAGUCUAACGAGCAGUGUAACAGAAUGGUUGUUGAACCCCUGGUGAUGGUCCCAAUGGUAACUAAACAAACUGCUGCCUGGAAAUGUGGGUACAGAGCAGAACAAGAGGAAGAAGUUGGUGAGCAGCCAUGGGCUGUGCUCAGCAUUUCCACUCAGACAUGCAGCGAUGGCAGAACAGUUUCUUAUGUGAAGUCACCAGGGUCUGUUGCAUGACAUCUAUUCAAAGAGUGUUUAUUUCUGGGUGUGCUAUUUCGAGGUUUCCUACACGACCUGCUGAAAUCCAUGUGAUGGCAGCACCAUGAUUUCCAGCGUUGUUCCAAGUCCAUCCGCAGCACACCCGGCCAAAUCCAGGGGAAAUAAUAACAAGAAAAAGCCCGAUUUCUUUCUGCUACAUCCUUUAUAAACUAUUUAUAAGAGAUAUCAGGCAGCGCUGUUCAUUAUGAUAUCUGAGUGCCAUUCUAAGUGUGGAAGUGGUGUUUUUCCCACUCUCCGGACUUGCUGAAGCACCUGCAGUAGUUUUGCUGUGCCCAGCAGCGCUCCAUGCUCGCUCUGUGCUCUGCCUUCCACCUUGAUGUGGAAAACCAUUCCUGAAGAUGGAUUCAGGGUAGGAUCACACCCAGAGAAAUGUGGGAUUUCUCUCUUGCUGCUCCUGCAGCAUCGUUCGCACAGGAAAUAUUGCACAUCUUGGUGCAACUCACAGCGUGGUUAGUGUUGGCUGUGCUUGGGAAAUAGCUCACUUGCUGCUUGGCAACAUUUUCUGUGCUUUUGCCAAAAGAAAACCAGAGGCAUUUCCUAAGCACCCGUGAAGUUAAUCUGGAAUCUGUCCACAAGUUGCAGCGCUGCUCCGUGUGUUUCUGGGAGCCCCUUCCAAACCCCAGAGCAGUAAAUGAGCAACUGCUCUUUAUUGCCUGCAUGAAGCGCCCAGAGCAGGCACAGAUGAGUUACUUUGUGCCAGGAUUCCCUCUCACUGGGAUAAUUGCAGCAACUGCUUCUCUGUUCCAAGCCCCGUCCAAAGGUGUAGAUUUUGUUGAUAAGGCAUUUUCAAUUCAACUUUUUCUAUUUGAGAUGUGUGGCUUUUCUAGUGAAGUGAUUGUGGCCGCAGGAGCGCCUAAUUUUAUCUUGAAGCUGCUAUGGAAAGAGGAAGGAGAACACUGCAGCCAAAGAAAAGCAAAAGCAUAAAAACCCACAUGAUGUGAAUGAGUACAGCAGUGAAACCUGCGUGUUUGCUUGGGCACAGCUUGCUGGGUGAAUAGCAGUGAUGGGUGAUGCUAAAUAACACUCCUGUUUGAUAGCAUUGAACAGCUUUUAAUAAUUACAGAAGCACGCCCUUUCACCCGCAGUUAAUGGUUAGCUUUAAUGGUUAGCUUUAAUGGUUAGCUUUCCUCCUCAGCUCUCCUGCCUCUAAAGAAUGUGACUGUUUUGCAGUCGUUUCCCUGGGUUUAGAGGAGAUUUGCUCAGAUUUUGAGAGACUCAAACGUGAAAAUUGCAAAGUAAAUGGAGACAUUUGGAAGUACAAAAGAACAGGAGGAAAAGAUGAUGCUACAAAAACACCGUAAAAUCAAAUAGAUCCAUUUCUGGUUCAUCCCCACUGCCCCCAUCAGCCGGCCAAGAUUCAGCUGUAAGACAGAAAGGCAUUUCCCAGGGGGUGAGGGACAUCUGCGUGCCCUGUGCAGCAGCAGCUGCAGGCCAAUAGCACAUGCAGAUAAUUGUGCUACGUAAUUAGCUCCCCCUGCUCCCAGCAGUGCUGUGCUCGGGGCUCCCAGUGGUGCAGAAGGAGCAGAGCUGCUCCUGAGCUCAGCGGUCUCAGUUCUGCUUGGGGGAUGGAGUAGCAGAGGCACUGAAAUGAAGGUCAAUAACGCACUGGCGAAGGCUCUGUAUGACAACAAGGCGGAGUGCUCGGACGAGCUGGCCUUCCGCAGAGGGGACAUCCUGACAGUGCUGGAGCAGCACGUUGUUGGCAGUGAGGGCUGGUGGAGGUGCUCACUGCAUGGACGGCAAGGCCUGGCUCCUGCCAACCGCCUGCAGCUCCUGGUGGGCCCACAAGCCCUUCCGCCUCCUGCCAUCCCCAGCGAUGCUCCAGAGCCACCCGUGGCCCCACAGAACAUCUACCAGGUGCCCUCUGUGCCCAAAGGCACCGCGUCGUCCUCUACCUAUGAGAAGAUGGAGGGGUGGGUGACAUCGCCGGCUCGGGCUGCCACCCAGCCUGCACAGGGGGUCUACCAGGUGCCAGCCUUGGCUGCACAGCUGCUCAGUGAGAGGACACGGAGCUGCAAGCAGCAGCACCUCUUUACUCUCCCAAGAGCGUGUCGGGCUUCAGUGCCAAACAUCACCAGCGAGGUGUAUGAUGUCCCAUCCAUGCAGAGCCGGGAGUCCUUACUCACACAGAGUGGUGCCACUCCACCUGCAUCACGGAAGGUCUCUGUGCUGGCCAGAUCUCCCAAGUGCUUCCAGGAAGAGCAGCAGCUCUACAACGUCCCAUCCAGCUCAGAGAAGUCUGGAGCUGUUAUCCAAGAUUCAGCAGUGGGCAAUCUGUAUGAUGUCCCACCCAAAAGAGAAACUGAUGCUGCAGAGAAGAAAUCUCAGAAGAAGUUCUGGGGUCACUGUAACACCUUGCCAAACCCUCGCAAGUCAGAAUGGAUUUAUGAUAUUCCAAUAUCACCUGAAAAAACAGGAAUAAAACAAAACUCUUCUGUCCAUUCCACAGAGAACCAGGUGCUAUAUGAUAUACCUCCAGCCAGGUACAAGGCACUAACAACAAAUGCUGAAGCCAACGUUGUAAAUCCACAGUUGUAUGAUAUUCCACCAACACAACGGAAAUUAACAUUUCCAGAUGUCCCUCUUUAUGACGUUCCAUCCUCAAAGGAUGUUCUCUUGCAGCAGAAUGGUAGCUGCGAUGUACCCCCGAGUCUCCUGGCUUCAAAUGCUGAGAAUCAGAUUUCUGGAGGGAAUGUCUACGAUGUUCCUAAAGGUUUGCCCACCACUAUCCAGUCUAAGAAAGGGAUGGAGAAAAACAGCAACCGUUCUGGAAACCAGGCGUACCAUGUUCCCCCACAGCUCUCGAGAGACACCAAACCAGAACAUGACAGAUUAUCUGUUUCUAGUGUGGACAGCAGAAGCAGCACUCUUUCUACAUCCUCAGAUUCUUCUUCUGAGUCUUCUUCUGUGUCAUCAUCAGAAGAGCCUGCCACAGAAAUUAAGCUGGACCUCGAGGUGGCCAUAGAGACACUGACUAGAUUGCAGCACAGUGUAUCUAGCUCAGUUGCAAGUUUAAUGAUCUUCGUAAGCAGUAAGUGGAGAUUACAAGAGCACCUAGAGAAAAACAUUGAAGAAAUCCAUAGGGCCAUUGAUCACAUCAAAGUGUCACUGGGAGAAUUCUUGGCCUUUGCUCGAGCUUUAAAGGUAAACGCAUCCUACCUCACUGAUAACAAUCUUCAGAUCAGAAUUAAAAAACAGCUAGAAAUUCUUCUGAACUCAUUCCAAAUCUUGACAGAAACAAGAGAAGCUCUAAAUAACUGCAACUGGUCUUUGGAUGUUUUGGUCCUCAAGAAACCCUACAACAACCCAGAUGAUCUCGAUCGCUUUGUUAUGGUUGCCCGCACGAUUCCAGAUGAUCUCAAGAGAUUUGUAUCCAUCAUCAUUGCCAACGGAAAGCUUCUCUUCAGAAAGAAUGAGAAGGAGCAAGACAUGAAGCAACCAAGAGUGAGCCCGGGAUCUAAAAUGCCAAAACAAAUCAUGGCACCAAGAAGAAUAGAAACAGAUCCACUUCCAGUAAAUGCUCCUGAUAAACCCAACCCAAGUCAAGGCAGUAAUGAGACAACAAAAGAAAAUGUCACUGAGGACUGUGAAUAUGUUCAGCUGCAGGUGCUGCCAUCUACAAAAAAGAAUGAAGUUCGAAGCCAGCCAGAUUCUGCAAAAAAGGUUGUCGUUCCAGAGCAGUGCAGGCUGUGUUUCGGUGCCCUUCACAAGGCCAUCGCUGUGUUUAACAACAGCCUGAGCAGUCAGCAGCCGCCUGAAGUCUUCAUAUCCCACAGCAAAUUGAUCAUUAUGGUGGGGCAGAAGAUUGUGGAUUCUCUCUGCCAGGAAACACAGCUGAGGGAGGCUCGGAGCGACAUUCUGCACAGCAGCAGCCGGUUUUGCAGCCUCCUGAAGAACCUGGCUCUCGCCACCAAAAACGCAGCAAUCCAAUAUCCAAAUGCAGACGCAAUGAGGGAACUUCAGAUUAAAAGUGAUGAGCUGUCUAAAUACACACAGCAGUUCAGAGCAAUGUUAGAAUGAGAGCAGCUUCACCUUUUAUAACUGUUAUUUGUAUUUUGAACGAUGGUCACAACUUGAACUUCUGUGUUGUUACAGUUCUUUCUUCACUCCCUUGGCAGCCAAAGGGCACGAGCAGCUCAGUGGUGCCAGCCCUCAUUCCUCCCAGGCAGCCCUGCCAAAUUUCCUUUGGUGCUGCUGCACCUCCAGCAGGUGAAGAGCCACACUGAAGGAGGGAUGUGUAGAAUUAAACGUGUGCUCCCUUCCCUGCUGCUCAGACUUUGUCUAGAAAUGUUCUGUCGGGGCAGGAAUUUUUGCUGAGUAUUUGAGCAAAUGGUAUUCAUGUUUUAUAUAUAUAUAUAUUUUAAUUUCUACACAAGUCAGAAAUAUUUUCCUAUUGGUUUUUGUUUGUUUGUUUGUUUGUUUUUUUCCUUCUGAGUAUGUAAAGUCUCUCUCUACGUUUACCUGUGCACCGUUCUGUAAGCUGUGAUCUAUUACUGUAAGUUGUGAUCUAUUACUGUGUGUACUGUCAGCAGCAGCUCCCGGAGCACUCGACUCCAAUCUGGCUUAGGUUCUUUCCCCAGAGCAUUCCUUCCCUUUGCAGCUGUUUGAUGCUCCAACACAGCGGACGCGUUACAGGACAAACUGCAUCUCACUGCUGUUAGUCAGAAAUGCUCCCAUUACUGUCUGAGCGUGGAUUUAACUCAUGCAGAGCUCUGCUCCCCUACACACGGCUCUGGGGAUCACAGCUCCAUCACUGCCCGAAGCCUCCAGCCUCUAUAACGUCAGUCAUCGCGUGUCGCCUCCUCCAUUGAUCCCUGUGGGCUGUUGCUGCCCCUGUGUUUGUAUUUGUCUUGACUAAUUUAUUUAAAAGCUGUAUCUGAAUGUUUCAAGUCUGGCCUUUCUUGGUAGCGCGUCCCCGUGUCUGCACCCCGCCAUGGGACGGGUAGGGUUGCAGGGUUGUUGCAGGGUUGCACUUGUGUCUGUGCAAAGAGCAGCUCCAUGGCUGUCCCCCCAUUCACAUUCAUUGUACGGUCAUUUAAAGGCCGGCACGGAGCGCACCGCUGAAUGAAUGAAUGAAUGAACAAAUAAAUAAAUGAAUGAAUGAAUGAAUGAAUGAAUGAAUGAACGAAUAAAUGAAUGAGCGCCCCCUGCUGGACACACCCGCUGUGACCCCGCCCCUUGACGCUGAUUGGUCGGUGGCCGCUGUGACGUUUUCCGUCCAGGCCGGAACUCAUUGACCGGAAAUUUGUCGCCUGUUUUGGGGUUGGGGUGAAGGCGGAAGCGCAGCGCGAUGGGCUGCGAUGGCGGCACCAUCCCCAAGCGGCACGAGCUGGUCAAGGGGCCUCGCAAGGCUGUUAAGGUUG